UGGCCGACCACGAGUCCUCACCUAUGUUCGAAAGAAGAAGGGCAUUCGGACCUCCCAGCUGCGCCCCUUCACAACUGACACCAAAGAGGCCUCGGAUCUCCUAUUCCUACAGAUUUUUUCCGCCCACAGGAAAGUCUGCUCUGAUAGUUAACAUCUAUAAUGCCCCAGCAGGCUCCAUCAGAGCAGGCGAAGUCGCGAAAGCUCUUACAACCCUGCCAGAGGCAUAUUUCCCUCAAGCAACGAUACUCGCAGGCGAUCUCAACCUACUACACAACAGAUGGCAGCCCUCGCUACAUCGCAGCCCCACACCUUCUGCAGAGCCGUUCAUUAACUGGCUGGACCUCCAGGGUCUAGUACUCAUCUCUGACAUAGACUGUCCCACACAUGAAAGGGGUAACGUGUUAGACCUCAGUUUCGCCUCAAGCCCUCUGGCACUCGCGGGAGCUAAAACUAGCAUAGCGAGCCACCUAGAUUCAACCUCAGAUCAUCAACCACUAAUCACCACUGUACCAUGGGAUCAGAGAUACAAGGAAACAGCUCAGAAACUGAGAUUUGACACGCUAGACCACACCUGCUUCCUCUCACUCCUCGCCUCUAAUCUU
This is a messenger RNA of Talaromyces stipitatus ATCC 10500, 602 nucleotides long. RefSeq lists its product as uncharacterized. The record is from RefSeq and is a predicted model, not a curated record. The transcript has a single exon. The annotation marks the transcript as partial. NCBI's taxonomy places the organism in Eukaryota, Fungi, Ascomycota, Eurotiomycetes, Eurotiales, Trichocomaceae. Gene Ontology annotation, molecular function: catalytic activity.